AUGCCUAAGGCCGGCCUUUCCGUGUCGGUCGGCGUCUCCAUCGCUGCUGCCGGAGCUCAACAAUCAAUCACCCUCCGCCCAGGCAAACCACAAUGCCCUUCCCGAGUGCUGGCUGUCAGACCUGCAAGUCUCGGCGGAUCAAGGGCGCAGUGUGACGGAACCCUUCCCAUUUGCCAACGCUGCAUCAAAUCUCGUCGAGAAUGCUAUGGCCUGAGGGACGCACAAUCUUUGUCCUUCAUACACAGCGAAAACCCCUUUGCUGAUGGGAAGGUCAAGCGACCCAGGGGACCUCGGUCCAGUCGUAACCCGUCAAGUCACCGCGAUGGCUCGGGCGACGUCAAAGCGCAAGCGAUGGCAUUCUAUUUUCAAAAAUUUCUACAAGCACCGAGAGAGACGCCGGACUUCAUCCGGACUCUGGCCGACGAUUAUAUGACCGGUCGAGAAUUGUUUGCCUCAUCGCAGUUGCUUGAUACGGCCGUCUCAGCAAUGGCCCUUGGCACCUUUGCAAGGACGCAUCGGCAUGCCGAGGCAGAGGUGCAGGCGUUCAAGGCCUACGAGCAGGUUUUGCGAAAGGUGCAGCCAGCCAUUCAGUCUCUUGAUUCGGGUACUGUCGAUGUCUGUCUCUUAACUAUCUUCUUCAUGAGCCGAUAUGAAGAUCUCGUGCAUCACCCGGUCACGUCGGCUCCCGAGAGUCGCGUUACCUCGGAUCUCCCCAGCUUUUCUCACCAUGAUGGCGCGGCCGCAAUUUUGAAAAUGUGGAAGGAGAGAUUCCGUUCUAGUCAUCCGCCAAGUGAUGUCAUUAAACAUACUAGACGUGGCAUGACUCGCUCUGCGCUACUGAGAACUCGAACAUUACCCGAUUGGAUGCGGGAUGGUAGUGAGUUCGGUGAAUGUGGUUUGGGGCUGGCCUACGACCAGAUCAUAGUACGCAUACUGGAGCUCCGGCAGCUUGCGCAAGACGCGACGUCUACGGAGGAUGUUCUGGUCGAGACUUCAGCACUACACCAGGCGCUGGAUGAGUGGAUGUCUGCAUUUCCCAAGAGAUGGGACUUCCGCCGCCACAACCUGUCUGACCAAUUUGGUCUCAGUCCCCAAGACUUCUAUUCCCCCACCGUCUACAGCUAUACUAGCUCCACCUACGCAGGGGUGUGGGCCAAGUACUACGCCACCAAGAUGCUUGUUGAAAACGUACGCAUUAGUCUUGGUCCAACCUAUGUUCCGACGGAGGGAGUAUCCAACCAAAGGUCGGACAGUUUCUCGUGCCUAGACAGCUUCGCCAAUGACCUGGCCUCGACGGUGCCAUUCGCUUUGGAGCGGUUUAAGCUUACAUCCCCACCCCCACAUAGCAUCUCAUUAAAUACGGAAGAUAUCAAGCCUUACAACGCUACACUAAUCGCGUGGCCUCUGACCAUGGCAUCAGGCAUCAGCCGUCUAAAACCAGAGCAGCGAUCAUGGUUCAGAUCGACAGUCGCCCGAAUAGGAAGAGUAGUCGGAGUCGGGGUUUUUGAGUGUGCAGAGACAGAGAAAUGGUUUGAACUCUAA
This is a messenger RNA of Aspergillus affinis, 1542 nucleotides long. RefSeq names its product Zn(II)2Cys6 transcription factor domain-containing protein. Gene Ontology annotation, biological process: regulation of DNA-templated transcription. NCBI's taxonomy places the organism in Eukaryota, Fungi, Ascomycota, Eurotiomycetes, Eurotiales, Aspergillaceae. The transcript is spliced from 2 exons. Bases 1 to 1542 code for a protein of 513 amino acids. Gene Ontology annotation, molecular function: DNA-binding transcription factor activity, RNA polymerase II-specific; zinc ion binding. The record is from RefSeq and is a predicted model, not a curated record.